GUACAGUCUGACCCGCGAGAGAGAUGUGAGGCCGUGGGGGGAAAUUACGUCGAAUUGCUUUUGAGCAUACGCUUGAGGAAGAAGUAGAAGAAGAGGAGCAAGAAUGGAGAAGCAAUACUCUGUGCAGUUCUUUACAUCCUUUAUAGAGAAGCUUCAAGGAUUGUGUAGAAAUUCUCUAGACUUCAGUCAGACUGUGGACGUCAGCGGCUAUUUGUGUUUGGAGAUCGACAACAUGAAGAAAGAGAGAUAUGUCCUCAGUGAACUGUUACAGAGCAAUGGGAAUGUGGUCAGUGAGAGCUAUUGUACGAAGGCGUUCAAAACGUCACAGACUAUAAAUCCAUCCCGACCUCGCCCGAUGAUUGGGAGGAAUAAUGUGAACGUUCCGACAAGCAGAGACAAUGUUCACCAGCAUAAUCAAAACAGAAGACGAUCAAGGCCUGAUUCCUCAGGUGCUCAGAAUCCAAAUAUUCCAUCAAAAGUUCGUAGAUCAGUUGAUGUCAUUGAAGUCAUUGAUGACGAUCAGUCACCUGGGAGUAUGAAUUCAUCAGGGAAGAGUUACCAGUCGAACCCGAAGCAAGGGCAGAGAUGGCCUGCAGGCAGGGAGAUGGCCAGCAUGCAGAGACCCCCACAGAGCCAAGUAAAGAGAUCCCCUGUAAGUCAGAACAGACAAAAGGAUCAGUAUAGUGCCAUGAUGAGACAGCAGGGACAAUACGGUGCCAUGGGUAAACCGCCAGAUUCAUAUAACGCCACAAUGAGGCAGCAGGAGCAAAUGGCUCCCAGGAACAGGCUUCAGGAACAGUUGGGUAGUAGGAAUAAACAGCAGGAACAUUAUGGUGCCAUUAACAGACUACAGGAACAGUUUGGUGCCAUUAGCAGACAGCAAGGACAGUUUGCUGCUAUGAACAGCCCCCAGGGGCAGUAUAACGCCUUUAACAGACAGCAGCUUGGUGCCAUGAACAACCAGCAAGGGCAACUUGGCGCCAUCAACAGGCAGCAGGGACAACUUGGCGCCAUGAACAACCAGCAAGGACAACUUGGCACCAUUAACAACCAACAGGGACAACUUGGUGCCAUGAACAACCAAGGGCAGCUUGGUGCUUUGAACAGCCCUCAAGGGCAGCUUGGCGCAUUGAACAGCCCUCAAGGGCAGCUUGGCGCAUUGAACAGCCCUCAAGGGCAGCUUGGCGCUUUGAACAGCCCUCCAGGGCAGCUUGGCACUUUGAACAGCCCUCAGGGACAGCUUAGUACAAUGAACAGGCAGCAGGGUCAGCUUGGCGCCAUGAACAGCCAGCUGGGACAAUAUAGUGCCAUUAACAGACUGCAGGAACAAUUUGGUGCCACAAAUAGACAGCAGGGACAAGUGAACAGACCGAGAUCUGAUCCCAUGGUACAGCAAGGGCAGCAGACAACUAUGUCUAUACCAGCAACAAGUCCCAUGCAGCAACCCCUUAUGCAGGAUCCCAGAAGUACCAACGAAGGAUUAAGAGCCCCGAACACCCAAAAUGCAAAUGUCCAAGGUAACAUAGAACAGUUCAAUGUUCAGAGACCACCACCUACUCCUCCUGUGUCUGCCAGUGAUCAUAUUGUGAGGGUCAAGUCGGAGUUUGGUGCCAACGAGGGAUUGAAUACAAGUAAUACCUCUACAGUUCCACCUCCAGCUCAAGCUUCAGCUUCAGCUCCUCCUCCUCCAGCUCCUGCUCCAGAUCCAGCUCAGAAAGCUGGACAAAGUUCUGAAGCUGUCUCUCAGCCAGCUGGCUCAACUAACAACACAACACAAGCUGCAAGUUCACAAUUAAGUAAUGAAGAACCAUUGCUAGGAGCACCUGAAGAAGUGGCUGUGAGGAUCAAACAGGAACCUAUUGCCUACUCCCCUAAGCCAGUAGCAGGUUUGGAUGAAGAUGGGGUUAUUGAUCUGGAUUUGUUUGAUGAUGACCUGGAUGACAAUCAUCCCGAGUCCUCUGCAGGAAGUGGUCAAGAUGACCAGACAGCCUUGGCUAAGGACUAUGGUGUACCUAACAAAACUGUCGCAAGGAAGGAAGAUCAGUUCAACCUGGGAUCCAAGAAAGUGGUAGAUUAUGCUGUCCAACAGUUCAAGAAGUAUCAUUUCAGUAAAUCCGGUUUAGAUUUUGAUAUGUUGACUAUGGAAACUGUGAAACUCGACAGCCUCUUGUUGGACUUCUUCCAGGGUGUGAGGAAGGGAAAUGGUGAGGAGUUAACGGCAAGGACUUUGAAAAAUGUGCAAAUACACCUUGACAUGUAUUUAAGGGAUAACAGAUACCCAUACUCAAUUGAAAAAGAUGAUGCCUUCAAAGCCUCAAGAGACUUUUUGAAGAACAAACUCGAUCAAAGUAAGACUGGGAGACAUAUGCUGGUUCCAAUUGAUGACAAUGAAAUUGAAAUAUUGUUCCAGAGACAGGUUCUUGGCGAUCAGAAUCCUGACUCUCUCAUGAGCACAAUGUGGUUCCUCAACUCCAAGUACCUCGGUAUCAGACGUCCAGCAGAUCACUACAACCUGCGAUGGGGCGACAUUCGGUUAUGUACAGACGAAAUGGGUAUUGAAUACCUCGAGCGUGUAAUAAAGGGUUCAUACUCUCUCAAAGUGUUCGCAAAGGCACAAACCCCAUCUCGAUGCUUUGUGAAUUUGUAUAAAAAAUACUGGACCUUACGGCCUCAAGAUGCUUUACUGGAAUCUUCUCCAUUUUACCUGAACUUCAAUGCAGGACCAAAUUAUCCACGUCCUGAACUUUGGUUCUUUAAUGACUCCUUGUCUUGGUCGCGUUUUUCAAGUGAAUGGAAGAAAAUUCUCACAGCUGGUGGUCUGCCUCCGAAUAAGAAACCUUGCUGACCUUUAACUUGAGUGGGUUGGAUGGAUGUGCAGUGGUCAUGUUAGGCUGGGCCAUUAAUCUGUACUUACUUUAAAACUGUGGCCUAGGUGUCUAAGAUACAGUUCUGCCCCAGAGGCAAGCCAGGUGUGGUCAUAGGUUUGAAUUCCAGAUCAUUGUUGAUUGUGUUUCAAACUACUACUCUCCAGGUUAGCUACCUCUGCUUAUUCUUAAUAACCAGUUUCAGAUUUAACUUGCAAUCAGCUUUUAGCCAUGGAAAUCUCACUAUCCAUCUUGAAGGAAAUGUCCAGUCCUCAUCUGUUGUUACCUGCUCUAAUUUCUCUCCACUAGUAGUUUUUGGCAUACGAAGUGGGCAGGGUUUCCGUGCACCAGAAGGGAUGCAUGUUGUACAGUUGAGAUAUUUUAUACCUGUCAGUGACUUAAGGUAACUUUAAUUACAUUGUCAUCGUAAAAUUGUUACAGAUGUUAGUUUGAUUAUGGAUUUUCUGUGGUCAUGUUGAUCAUUUUUAUUUUAUUUUUUUUAUCAACUAUGAGGGGUGAAUAAAUGUAUUACUGUUGUAAAUUUUCCGUAGCUAACCUGGCUAGGGACAUUUCUGAAUCUUUAGCCUUAACAAAACUUUGGUUGCCACGGGCUAGCAGACAAGCAGCUAUUUUGCAAACUGCCUGUGCUUAUGGGUUUCCAAAGUUGUUAACGACUUCGACCAAUCAUAUGAUACUGACAGUCACAGUCAAAAGAAUGGUUCGGGAAUUUGGAUGUCAGGCAAAACACUUUAUUCCAUUUCAGACAUGCCCCAAUGCAACCGAAAAGUAAAUUUUUGAAAAUAUUGAUAUAGUUAAAGGGAUUUCAAAAACAAAAGCUAAAAAAAUAUUACCACAUCUCCCUUUUUGAUCGUAUUGUAGAAGUAUAUUUUUAGAUGUAUUUCUUAUACUGUAUGUAUUUCUGCUGUUUUCAGUACUCAGCAGUUUAUGCUAAGCCUGUCUCAGGUGUGAGAGGUUUGGAUCAUUCAUUCUGCCAAUGCUUGUUUAGUGAGUGAUUGAGUGAGCCUAGCUUGAUAGAGGGAAUCCUUCAGUGAUAUCACAGCAUAUUGAUGAUAUCAGCUUGACAUUGAGCUGAUGCAGGUUCCAAACAAAUCCUACUUUUGGUGAAACCUGUCAGCACUGGUGCCAACAAACGAAGAAACAAAAGCAGGAUGAUUCUGGGAUUUGAACCCACAAUCCAUUAGCACAGCGGGUUGCAGAGCUUGAGAUAGCCUGGCCUCCAAUACCCAUCCUGACAGUCAAAUUGUCAUCGUGAAUAGAUCUGUGGUGGUGCCAAAGACUCUCAUCAUUACAAUAUUCUUAAUAUGUGCAAAAAGUCAUCAACGAAACUCGCAAAACUGAAUUUGGAAGAAUAUUAUUAAUUUGUAUUAUUUAUAAUAUUUGUCUACAAGCAUAUUUAUUGAGGGGGUAUUAUUGUGGUUCAUUGAAAUACAAGUACUUUUGUGUGUUGGGGUGGGGAUUUUAAUUUUUCAAAUAUUUAGCUCACCC
Molecule: messenger RNA, 4370 nt
Organism: Haliotis rubra (blacklip abalone)
Lineage: Eukaryota; Metazoa; Mollusca; Gastropoda; Lepetellida; Haliotidae
Exons: 2
Coding region: 104-2845 (913 amino acids)
Source: RefSeq, a predicted model, not a curated record